Scutellospora calospora is the source of this 777-nucleotide messenger RNA. NCBI's taxonomy places the organism in Eukaryota, Fungi, Glomeromycota, Glomeromycetes, Diversisporales, Gigasporaceae. The record is from the annotation of a GenBank genome assembly.
AUGUCCGAAUAUCUUAAUAAAUUUAAAACCACUUUACAAGACGGAAAGACCCAAAUUACCAAAACUGUUUCAGAAGUUAGUGCAGAUAUAUCAAAAUCCGCACAAAACCAUAACAUAAAUUCUCCUUUACCUGGUGAUUUUGCCGCUGAAGUCACAAAAGCUACUAAUAUCUUGAAUAGCUUUACUGAUCCGGAAAAGGCUGAAGGUGGUUUGGAUCAAGUAAUUCCCAAGGAUGUUUUUGAUAAAGCCAUGGGUUUAGCUGUCUUUACCGUUGUAAAGGCUGGGUUCGUAUGGUCUGGACGCGUCGGAUCGGGUUUGGUUAUUGCUAAACUCGAUGAUGGAACUUGGUCUGCUCCAUCUUGUAUCAGUAUUGGUGGAUUGGGUUUUGGCGCGCAAUUUGGCGCUGACGUCACUGACUUUGUAAUCGUUCUUAAUACCAAAGAAGCUGUAAAGGCAUUCUCUCGUGGUGAAAAUGUUACCUUGGGCGGAAGUUUAUCUGUAACCGCUGGUCCUGUUGGUUUCGGAGGCGAAGUCUCUGGUUCCGUUUAUGAAGGUGCUGCCCUCUUUUCUUACAGCAAAUCCAAGGGUCUCUUUGCUGGUGUAUCACUUGAAGGUACCAUCAUCUUUGAACGCAAGGAUACAAACAAAACAUUCUAUGAAAAAGAUAUUUCAGCUGAGGAAAUUUUAUGCGGAAAGCCUCCACCAAGUGCUUUUGCUUGUACUCGCAUAUUAUAUGAAUCUAUUAGGAAAGCUGAAGAAAGACAACCAAAACAUUAA